This is a messenger RNA of Acanthocheilonema viteae, 1620 nucleotides long. The record is from the annotation of a GenBank genome assembly. NCBI's taxonomy places the organism in Eukaryota, Metazoa, Nematoda, Chromadorea, Rhabditida, Onchocercidae.
AUGCAGACAUUGGCAUUUCUCGUUUUCAUAUUUUCUGUAACCGUUGUGACGGCUGUUAAGGAUAACAGCGAUCCUGGAUAUGCCAUUCUCAAAUUUAUGGAACGAUUUCAAGCAAAUUUAAAAGAACCGAUAAAUUUGUCUGAAGAAAUAAUUUGCAAUUGCUCGUAUGCUGGUUGUGGUGAGGAGAUUACCCGUUUUUUGGGGAGUAAUUACACAGGAAUUUGUCGAUCCACUAGUGGAAUAUGUCAUAAACGUUUAUUGUCCGAUCGAUCGGUUAUCCUAAGUUGCUUGAGUAAAGAUGCCAGUCCUGAUUUGCAUUGCCGAGCCAAACAGCCAAUGAAUGAUGGAAGUAUAAUGCAGUGUUGCCAGAAUUAUUCGUUUUGUAAUGGAGCUCUGGAUUUGAAUCCAUUAAAUUAUUAUAGUUCGGACAAUAGCAUACCAUUAAUUCGCUGUCUGAUUAUCUUUUUGAUAGGAACUGCUAUUUUUGCGUCUUCUGUGUUCUUAAUUCUUGCUUGGAUAAACAAACCGUUGAAGCGAUGGAUAUUUUACUGGGCACAUCAUGAUUCUGGCGAGGAGUACUCCGAAGUUACUGGAGAGGAAAAACUGCUGAUGAACUCAACGGAUGCUUUAGGACAUUUGAGCGAUUUACUAUACAAUUUAGAUGAUUCUGCCACCACUGGCUCUGGUUCAGGGUUUCCAUUACUUGCUCAACGUACUAUCGCUCGUCAAAUCGAACUGCAGAAAGAAAUUGGGCAAGGACGUUUUGGAGAAGUUUGGUUGGGAUAUUGGAAAGGUGAUGAGGUCGCUGUAAAGAUAUUUAGUUCACGUGAUGAAAAGUCAUGGAGUCGAGAAGUCGAGAUUUUUCAAACAAAUCUUCUCCGACAUCCAAAUUUGCUACGUUUUAUUGCAUCUGACAAUAAAGAUACUGGAACGAGUACCCAGUUGUGGUUAAUAACUGAGUACCACGAACAUGGUUCUCUUUAUGAUUAUUUAUCUUCAAACAUUGUCAGUGAACCAGUGAUGUUGCAAAUGAUUCGCAGUAUUGCAACUGGCUUAUCUUUUUUACACAAUGAAAUUCCUGGAAAGCCAGCCAUUGCCCAUCGUGAUCUAAAAUCAAAGAACAUUUUGGUGAAAUCGGAUCUGGUUUGCGUGAUUGCUGAUCUUGGUUUGGCAGUACGAUACAUGAAUGGUGAGAUAAAUAUUCCAGACAACAGCAAGUGUGGCACUGUUCGUUACCUGGCCCCAGAGAUAUUGGACAACAGUUUUCCAAUGAAUCAUUUCGAAGCCUAUAAAACUGCUGACAUGUAUUCGAUGGGUCUUAUUAUUUGGGAGAUUAUGUGGAGAUGCGGAAACCAAGAAAAAUCAAGACAGUUUGAACUACCAUACUUUGACUUUGUGGGCCGAGAUCCAACAAUGGAGGAGAUGAAAUUGUGUGUCUGUGUACAGAAACGACGACCUACUAUUCAAGAGCACUGGAUUGGUGAUAAGGUGAUGGGAGGAGUGUUGCAAAUGAUGCAGGAAUGCUGGACAGCAUCGCCGGUGUGUCGGCUUACGGCAAUGAAUGUUCGUAAAGCAGUGGAUCGUCAAGCAGCCAGUUUAGGCUGGAAAAUUCGAAGUUAG